Messenger RNA from Meleagris gallopavo (turkey), 9083 nucleotides. The record is from RefSeq and is a predicted model, not a curated record. NCBI's taxonomy places the organism in Eukaryota, Metazoa, Chordata, Aves, Galliformes, Phasianidae.
AUGCAGACUCUGUCAGAAUUGAGUGUUAUUGACUGUAAAGUCUGGAUUGUAAGAGGAUCAGCAGAAAAGCCAGGAAUUACUGCCCAACUCUUCAUUUAUACCAUUUCCCCCCUUUUUUUUCUUUAUCAGCUUCAGAGCGAAGUAGAGAAACCCCUGCUCAACUUCAGAGAGAACUUUAAGAAAGACAUGAAGAAGUGUGACCACCACAUUGCAGACUUGCGGAAGCAGCUGGCCAGCCGCUAUGCAGCAGUUGAAAAGGCCCGGAAAGCCUUGACAGAGAGACAGAAGGAUCUGGAAAUGAAAACACAGCAGCUGGAGGUGAAGCUGAGCAACAAGACAGAAGAGGAAAUUAAAAAGGCAAGGCGGAAGUCUACUCAGGCAGGAGAUGACCUGAUGCGUUGUGUUGAUCUUUACAAUCAAGCCCAAUCCAAGUGGUUUGAGGAAAUGGUGACCACCACUCUGGAGCUUGAGAGACUAGAAGUUGAAAGGGUGGAGAUGAUUCGGCAGCAUCUCUGCCAGUAUACACAGCUGCGGCAUGAGACAGACAUGUUCAACCAAAGUACAGUAGAGCUUGUUGAUCAGCUGCUUCGGAAAGUGGAUCCUGCCAAAGACAGGGAACUGUGGGUAAAAGAACACAAAACUGGAGAUAUUCGACCUGUGGACAUGGAAAUAUAGACUGUUCUUACAGUUGUGAUGAGCCAACUGAAUUAACCAGGCUAAUGUUUUUUUCUUGGGGUCAGAAGAGUGUAGGGCAAAGGUUGUUCCACUACCAGACACCUUGUAAUUUAUGCCUGUACAGGCUGUCUGUUAAAUUUAGUCAUAAAAAUGGUCCUUGUUGUGCUAAGGCUUAAGCACCAAACAUUCCAGGGUGAAGAAAAUAGAUCUGUGCUUCCCACCAGAGGUUCCCAGUUGCACUCAUCUUCCAGAAGAAAUCUACUUUCUGGUACAGAGAGAGCUCUGUUCUUCUGUGACUUUUGUGCUACAUCCCUUGCAUGACUAUCGUAUACAUUAUGUUAGAACAACCACCCAGUGUGCUUCUGGCUGGCCAGCAAGUGGGUAACCAAACACAGUGCAGGAGGCAAGGAAGUGCUGAUUGAGAAUCCCAGGCCUGUCACUGACUGCUUUCAUAACCACAGACAAGUCAGUAAACUUUUCUGGCUCCCCCAUCAGUUAAAUAUACAUAUCUUGCAUCAGUGUUGUAUGAAUACAUUUAUUUCAUACAACAUAGUUUCCCACAGCGGCCCUUUGGAAAUACCUACAGAGAAGACCCCUGUUCUCCCUGUUUUAUACUCCCUCUCAGGGAUAUAUAAACCCAAUAUCAUUUUUGUGCUAGGCCAAUCUACAAAGUGUUACCAUCCCUGUUAUUUAACGGGAAAGAUUUGGUUGUGCUGUACCUACCUCAUUAGCUGUUGGAGUGCUCUCAGUGACAGAAGAAGGUUGCAUAGUUAGGAAUAAAUGAGAUGUUCUAAAACUUUCUGCUUAUGCAGGAUGUUUUCUCAUAAAGACAGCCCUCUAACAUUUUGUUUGGGAUCUAGAUAUAAAUUGCUCUUUUUUGGUUUCUUUGGUUCAGGCGAAUAUCAGAGCCUUUAGUUAUAUUUAUUCACCAAAUUUGCGUAGGUAAAUUGUGAUUUUUAUCUUUUUAGAGCUUGAUUUUCAAAGGUGCCAUGUAUCUGUGAUUCUAGACUGCAUCAGGUGUAGAUGUAGGUGCCCAGCAUUUCUGAAUCAGAUUCUUAAUGGUUUCUCCUACCAGAGAACUACCAGAAAUUCAGCGCAGCUCCUGGUACAGAGUGUUGUGUAGUUUGGAGGCUGGUUUUCAAAAGGUAUUUUCUUCUCCCAAUGUUUUUUCGGAUUUUUGCUCUUAAUCUGUUUUCCAGCUUCUCUUACUCAAGAUUUUUACUUGAAGUCCAACAGAAAGAGAGAGGUUCUACAUUUUCCCUCUUGGAGAUCUUCAGAGGCAGCCUAGGUAUGGUCUUGGACCAACACCCUAGGUGAUCCUGCUUCAACAGUGGGUUUUGACAAAUGAUCUUUAGAGGUCCUUUCCAAGCACAUCCAUUCUGUGAGUCUGUGAAACCUUCAUUCUCACCGCUGUGGCCUUUCCUCAUUGUGUGCUGUGAUGUUAGCUGCUGUUUUCCAAACAAUGUUAUUCCUUUUGAUCCACAUUUUUGUUCCACUUUUAUCUUGUUGUUAACAUUCCUUUUUCCCUGGUAUGGAACUUUCAUGUCUUUCAUCUGUCUGCUCUUCUAGGCUUUUCUUCACCAAUCUCAAAUUACUGUGCUGUGAGAAGAUCACUGAGAAUUAAUCUUUACAAAUACAAGCUGAGACACAGAGAAGUCUUAUCUGAAAUACCUUUUUAAUAUUGAUUCAAGUCAUUUCAAACUUGCAUUUUCCUGUUGUUCCUUUUUUUUCUUUCCCCACCAUUUCUUUACUAGUAUAGAUUCAUAGAAAAAAGGUCGGUCACCUUUUAUUCACCUGAGUAUAUAUGUCUCUUCAGCUCCUUUCUCUGCUGUCACUGGCUUUAUAAACCUUUGCACAUCGGCAGGUGCAGUGUUGUGACUUAGUGUUGCAUGCUUAGGAUCAUUGUUCCUCGUGUUACUGAUCGUUAGAACUGAUUCCUCUUAUACUGCACUUUUGUUACGCGCUUCAGAAUUUGCAACUGUAAUUUUAUUCUUGGUGUUGGAAGCACCCAGCAUGUUGAUACUUGAAACAUGGUUUGCCUAAGUGUUGCUCAGUCCUUGAGCUCAGUGAGACUUCACACUUUUCCCUCGCCGCCUGUUCCGCUUGAAUGAGGAGGUUUUGUGCUAAAUUGUCUUUUUCAGUCUUCCUAUUCCUUUGCACUCUGUCCUCAGUAUGAUUCUUACUGGCAUACUGAUGUGUACUGCUGUCUCUUCCAUGCACCUCAGAGAGCAGAUAUUUUUGGUUUGUUUUUUGUUUUCUUUAAACCACAAAUGCAUGGUGAGCUUUCCAAACUUGAAUGACCAAAAUUUAGUGAUAUACUUAAGAACUGUAUCUAAGGUUGACCCCUGUAUUCUAAGCCAUAUUGCAAAUUUGAGCAAUCUUGAUGACCAAUCACCACAUUCGUGGUUUGAUUACAAAAACAAGCUAGUCGUGCACUUUAUAUGGUAUUCUCCUUAUUAAAUAUAUGAAAUAUUCUGUUAGCAAUUACAGUUUAUUUUUUCCUCACUUUUUUUUUCACAGAUAUUUAUUAUUUUAUCUGUUUGGGGCUGGAAAUGCUGUCUAUUAGCACAAGUUUCUCUCAGGACUGAAAUUUAUUUUGGUUCUUCUUCUGAGGCGUUCUUAAGUUGCUCUAAAUUCUCAGUUGAAUUUUCUGAUGAGUUGGAGUUUAUUGGUUUUGUUUGGUUUUAAUUAUAUUAUUUCUAGACGAUGUUCCUACUUCUGCUUUUUGAUCCUCUUGAAAUGUUGCAGGGAAGUAUAAGCUGCACAGAAUGAUAAUUCUUUUGGUGGAAGCUGUAUUUUUUGUUUUUCUUCCAAAACACAAGUAGAGCACUUUCACCUAGCUGCUGCUUGCCUUUAUUUUGCCCAAAUUCUCACUUGGAUCUACUCUGCAAUGGGUGAAAUGCUUUCUUUACAAUAAGACUUAAUAAUAAUUUUGUAGCUGGUAAAAUCAUUAGGAGUGUUUUGCUAUUGCUUGUAAAUAGUUUCCAUCUUAUUUCCUGGGAAUGAUACACCGUCGUGGUACCACAUUGCAGAAAGCGGGAUCUGUGGUUCUCUGCCCAUUGCAUUGUCUGACUGAUGAAUCUUGGACAUCAUGAGGCAUAACAGAUCAGGGAGUGCUGGAGUCCUGGUGUUUCUGAAUGGACUGCAUCUUUAAAACUGGUAAUGGUUUUUUUGUUCGUAACAUGGGACUGUGGGAAUUUCAGCAUUUGUUUAUUCAGCUUCCAAUAAAUUGAAAAAAAAGCAGUCGUACCCAGUCUUUACUUCUCCGGACCAAGAUCAAGCUUGAUGUUAGGCUGCAGCAUGCAUGUGAAAGCAUGAGGAUGUUUCAGUGUAACUGAUUAAUAGGAACAGCAAAAUAAGUCUCUUGCCUCCAUAGGUCCAGAGCCCAGGUGUGAUCUCGUUCUUUUUCUGGCAGGCGAGUAUACACAUUUUUUACACAAGUUUUUACUGUUCCAGUCACUGCAAAUAAUACACUUUUUUGUGGUUUGGUGUGGCUGUCUUGUAUCUUCACAUGGCUCCUUGGUCACAGACCAGAAAAUGGGCUGUUGCUCAGCACUGAUUGUUUUCACCUAAAGAAGUGCAGUACAGUUUGUGGGAAUUUGCCUCUGACUCCCAUCUUGUAGACUUCCUUGCCCGGUGUUUUUUGAAGCUGCCUGAGCUUCAGAGCCCUGCCCCUCCUGUGUAGCUCCCUCUCUACCCAAGUGGUGUAGUGAUGUUCUGGUCUCCUGCUGCCAAGCCUCUGGUUUCCCAGUGAUUGAUCUCUGCUUCAGCCAGAGCUUUUGAGCUCUUGCCUGAGCUAGAGGGCUUCAUGAACUCCUGUGGCUUUGAAUCCUUUCAGUGUUCUCAGAUGAAACAGACAAAGUUUUGUGCAACUGUAACCUCAGCUUCCUAACAGAAUGCUGAUAUUUUAUUCAUUGUUUGUUCCAGCCUGCCUGUAUAUUCUGUUUUCUGGCUCAAGGCACUGUUAACUCAAUAGUAAGUCCUUUUUGUAAGUCCUUCCUUGAGAGACUCUUUUAGGUCUUUUUUUCCUAACAGUAUUAGUUCUGGAUCCAAUGCUGCUGGCUGAUUUCUGUUUGAAUUAAUGAACUGAAAGUGAUGACUUAUUUGCCACGUGAGCGAAGUUCACUCUUCUCUGUCACUGGCAGGAUUCCAUUCGCUUUCAUAAAUCAAGAUCCAAAAAGGCAUAAUUCUCAAAUUUCCAACCUGCUGCAGAUUCUCUAAUGUCCAUAACCCUGUCUACUAGUUGCUUUUGUAUGUUGAGCCUGGUGGCUCUCAUCCAGCUUAGGAUGUUCCAUGAUUCUGCGGACUUCUGUUGAAGGAAUGCAGUUGUUCUCUAUUAGGAAAUCUAUUAUUUGAUACCGAGAUCUUUAGAGAUGAUUUUAAUUUAUUUUUUUAGAUGUUGAAAGAUGGUAAUAACAUUGAAAGACAUGGGAAUUCUGUUUAUGUUCUCAGAAUACUUUUUCCCCUCUGCAGCCCUGCCUAAGCUACUGUGUAGUAGCCGUGUUCCCUCCAUGUUGAACAGUUACGUACAUAUUGAAGUUAUUUUUUCUUUCAAGUGUAACAGGUAGCAUGCAAACUUGUUCCCUGCUUUUGUUUGCACUUCAUGCACCUUGCGUUUUGUGUUGCAGAGUUAACUGUUGUUAAUUGCAACCCUGUGCUGUAGUGACAGCAAGUAUAGCUAUCUUGGGAAGAUGAGUUGCAUGCAAAUCACCUUCUUUUUUCCUUUUUUUCUUACAGAAGGUUUCUAUAAAGCAUUCACAGGAAGCAUUUAUAUGCUGGUAAAAGUCCUAACUGUCCACACCUUCUCAGAAUGUCUUUACACUUGUAUCUUUUUUACGUCAUCCUUCAAAUACUUGCUGGAAACAAUCUUCUAUAGUCUUCAUGUAGAAAUGUGCACUCUUCCUUUGGCCUUCUGUUUGGAAGUGCUCAGCACUCAGAGGUUUCUAAGAGGUGAAGAGAGUGUGCAUGGGUGAUAACAGAGACUUUGAAAAUUAGGCUACUGAUUGGAAAUGCACAAAUUUUUUUUCUUAGUCUUUCAGUACAUCUAUAAGGAAAUAUUGAGAAAUGAGAUUCUCCAGUACUUAAUAAAUAUAACUGUUGUAUGCUGUUCUCAGCAGCUCUGUGAGUGACACUACAGGCUAGGGUUGGAGCACAGCUCUGGAGCACAGGCUGACAGCUCUCCUGUUGCAGUCCAAAUGAUCCAAAUCCCAAAUUAAGUGAAAAAGAGGCUCUGAUCAUUUUUCUUUAGUCACACAAACAGAAAAAGAGCAUUGCUUACCCAGGUGGAUCCUUUACAAUGAAGCACCUUAGAAAUCCCAACCAGCACUUUUAAGGCACCCCUGGAGUGAGUAGAUGUGACUUGGUGUGAUCAGUUGUUUGCUUUAUUCUGAAAAGAAAAAACAAAAACCAAUUAUCUGCUAUUUUGUAAUAGCCAGCAUACUAUUUUGCACUAUUUAGUACAGCCUGCUGGGUAUGUUUCUAGAGAUGAGGUUCAGACUUCGUUGUCCUGGAAGAGCAGUGUGUUGUUCCCCCAUCACUGAGCUUUCCAGAAAAUCUGUAGGCUUUUUGCUAUGUAUUUUGAUAUAGAAGAAUGAAGUCCCAGAGCUGGUGGUUACCAAAGUGUUGCUGUGAAUAAUUCUUGCUAGAUGGGCAUUCCUCCUGAACUCAUACAGUGAUCAGGAGGAGCUAUCUGGUGUCCCUCAGUGCAUGGUGGAGGCAUCUGACAGUUCACAAAGGAGCCUGCUGGUCCUGCUUAACAGGAUGGAAGCAGUCACAGACACAUUGCAUUGUACAUGGAAGCUAGUAAAAUAUUUAGCUGCCCCAGUGAAAUUUGAGCUUCUCAACAGUAGGCAUUCAUCUCCCUCGGAGCCCUCCUGGCUGCAGUAACAGGCUCCUCUCUGAAUUUUGUUUGAUGUCCUGAAAUCAAUAGUGUUCCCUCAUGCUUGUUCCGUGUUAAAGGGCUCUCUAGCCAGCACCUGGUUGUGCCUGCAGGAAUCUGGUAGGUGGCAACACCACACUGAUGACUGAAGAAUGUUUUUUGGAUUUAUUUGGCAAUAGCAUUAUGUUGUGCACCACUGCACUGAACUGGCUGUAAACCAGGCUGCAUCAAGCCUGGUGUGUCAGUGUUCUCCAGGAGUUUGGAAUGUGCAGUCUUUCUGUUGCACAAUGGCAAUGUCAUCUUUCACAUCAGCAAGUUCCUUGUCUUUUCCUGAGAAGAACUGCUGUUUUUAAAUAAUAUCCAUUACUUUAUCUAAUGGUAGAUGUUAUUCACAUAAGAGUGCAUCAGUCAUUUCUUACUUCUUCAUUGUUACUGUACCCACCGGCUCUAUUACUGAGAUACAGCACUUUCCAAGAUGCUCACAGAACAUCUCUUUUGCUUUAAUGUGCUGCCUGAACUUCAUGCUUUUGGAUAUUUUCUGAGAUUAGGGUGUGCUUGUUUUUUGUUGCCUUGUUUUGGCUUCUGUUUGGAUUGUUCCUCCAAGCCUCUGGGUUUGGAAGUGCAGUUACUCUUUUUUGUGUUGGCCACAGCUUCUUUUCUGGAGAUCUUUUCUGAAGGGACCAACCCAUAGCACAGUUUGACUUAAAUUUCUAAUCCCAUGUUCCUGAGAGUAGAAACCUUUUGUGCCUAAUGAAACAUCUGAUUCUAACAAUUGUACAUGGAUAAAAUCAUAUAGAGACCAGUAUAAAUUAUGUCUUAUAAUAAUAGCAUAAUAAUUACAGAAAAAAUAUAUAUAAAUUUGAAACAUUCGAAUGUAAAUCCCUCAACUUACAUUAAGUUGAAUUGUUCCCGGUGUAUCGUACGAGACAAACUCAGCGGAUAUUCAGAACAAAAGCUUUUCAGCUGCUGUAUUCAGGCUCAGGAGUGCACAACACCUUCAUUUUGAAUAUAUGCAGUCUUUCAAGGCUACUGAUUUCACAGAUAACUGAGCAAUGGCUUCUAUCACAACCCUACCAACAUUCAUUUAGUAGUUCCCCUUGAAGUGCCUAUUUAAACUGUACCUGCUACAAAAUACACAGGUACAGUUUAAUACAAAUACAAAAAAUACAAAAAACCUGCUAUAAAAUACACAGAUUCACCGUACGAAUUUUCAGAACUCAGGAGCAGCCAGUGCACACUGAGCCGUGCAGGAUUCCCAACCCUCCUUUGUUCUGCACUGUGCACUCUUUUUAGGGCAUCAGCAUACCCACAGACCUGCCUUUAUCUCACUAAUCAUUUGCAGUCCAUCAUAGGUGUCAUAAAUUCUUAGUGCUGAAAAUGGAGUAGGAAAUGUUAAGCCAUGUUAAACUUAGAAGUAACUGCUUUGGAGGACAGUUACUAAGUUCAUUUACUGAUACAUCCUUCAGUAUGGGGGUCUCAGAAGAAUAAGAAUACUGCAUAAAAAUAGUUGAGUAAGUGGCAUUUGGGAUUUAACUAAUGCUGUUUUGUAAAAACAAACCGUAUCUCUUGUUUAAAGCAGUUACUUAAAACAAUUUUGUCUGGUACUGGAAGUCCAUAAAGCUGAAUGAUUUCAGGGAUCUCCUAUCUGCAUGACAUGACAAUUUUGGUCAUUUGAAUUUGGGAAUGCUCAAUGUGAAAUCCCUUGUUCCUUUGGAUAUUUUUUGAUGUGCUGAUAGAGAUUUUCAAAAUAACAUAAGGAAUUUUGAUAUCCAUUUACCACUCUGUUACUGCUCUAUGACAGAAACACACUUUAUGGACAGCAACUUUAUCCAUUGUGGAAAAAAGCAGGUAGUAGUUUUGGGCAAAUCUUUUCUUCUCCUAAAUUUCCUUCUGGCAGCACAAAACAAGGAAAAUUCUACCAAACGGUUUUGCAAACAUUCCAGCAGCAGGGAUUCAGAGGUAGCCCACAUCACCACUCAUACAGUUAAACAAUUUUCUACUAAAAUAAGGUUGCCUAUUUGGUCCUUUUUGUGUAAUUUGCUAAAUACUUUCUAAACUUAGAAAAGUUGUCUUUUGACAGUACUAAUAACUUCUUUUUAAAUACGUUUAACCAAUAUUUUAUAACUUUCCAUAAAUUCUGGCUGAUAAGGCCCCUUAAAUUAAAUUACGUAUCUUGCAUCCUCUAAAUAAUUAGUAAAUCUUGGGUUGUUGUGCAAAUUAUAGGAUCGGUUUUGAUCCAUAAAGGUGCAUGAAGGAAUCACCAAACUGAAGUUCAAUGCAGGAAAGAUUUAAGGGGCAGAUCUUCAGCUUGGGAGAACUGGCAGAGUUUGGUGGAAGAUACUUGAUGUCAGUUAUGGAUCUUGUCCUUCGAUGUUGAAGGCAUUUCCUCUACAUAUUUUCUGUCUUACUGUAAAACUAUUUCAUAUGGUUAAACUGUAUUUUGCUAUGUUGUUCUGCAGGUUUAUAUGCACCACAGUGCUCAUCUCAUCUCCUGUAAAAUAAACUGUACAGAGACGUAUUGAGCAUGGAA